ACGGCAUUCAGCCAUAUUGACUUUUUCUACGUUGUGUAUCAGAAGCAUUUUCCGGUUUGUUCUGCGACUUUUCUAAAAUUAGGAAAGAAAUGGGUUCGUCCAGACAUAGAAGCAGAGACAGAGAACGUGAUCGCGAUCGCGACCGCGAUAGAGGCGACAGGGAUCGCGAAAGGGACAGAGACCGCGACAGGCAUAGGCGUAGAAGCAGAGAUAGAGAUCGUGAUAGGCACCGGGACCGUGAUCAUCACAGGAGAGAUCGCGAGAGAAGCAGGUCCCGCAGUAGAGAAAGAAGACGCGAAAAAACUCCUCCAGAACCCGAUGGCGAAAAAUUAAUCGCAGAUACUUUGGCGACCAUAGCAGCAACAAGGAAUUUUGCCAAUCUUGUCUGUCAAAGAGAAGGGGAUGGGAACUCAAAUCAUUCGACAGGAAGCCAAGAUGAUGAAAGAAAGAGAAAGAAAAGAUCCAGAUGGGGUGGAAGUGAGCAUGAGAAGAUUUUCAUUCCUGGAAUGCCUACAAUUUUACCCCCCAACCUGGAUAAGGACCAGGAGCAAGCAUAUUUACUUCAGCUGCAGAUUGAGGAAGUCAGUAGAAAACUCCGUUCCGGGGACCUGGGUAUCUCACCGAUUCCAGAAGAAAGAUCUCCAUCGCCGGAACCGAUUUACAGCAGCGAUGGCAAACGGUUAAACACGAGGGAGUUUAGGACCAGAAAACGACUCGAAGAAGACAGACACAUGCUGGUGCUCAGGAUGCAAAGCAUUAAUCCGGAGUUUAAACCUCCCAUGGACUAUAAGCCACCAGUAAUAAGAGUGAGCGAUAAAGUGAUGAUUCCGCAAGAAGAGCAUCCAGAAAUUAACUUUGUUGGUUUACUGAUUGGACCAAGAGGAAACACUUUAAAAACAAUGGAGAAAGACACAGGCGCAAAAAUAAUAAUUCGCGGUAAAGGAAGUGUUAAAGAGGGAAAAGUUGGACGAAAAGAUGGACAACCUUUACCUGGAGAGGACGAACCUCUGCACGCCUAUAUUACCGCUACGAAUCCCGAGUGUGUGAAAAAAGCCGUGGAAAGGAUUAAAGAAGUUAUCAGGCAAGGCGUGGAGGUACCGGAAAACCAAAACGACUUGAGAAGAAUGCAGCUGCGCGAGUUGGCGCAGCUGAAUGGAACGUUAAGAGAGAAUGACGGCUUGAGAUGUAAUAACUGUGGCGCCACCGAUCACAAGUCUUGGCUGUGUCCGGACAAACCGAACGUGACGAACAACAUAAUGUGUUCGAGUUGCGGAGCGGCCGGUCACAUCGCGCGCGAUUGCCGGCAAAAGCGGCCGGGACUGGGUGGGCCGCCCAUGCCCGGGGACAAGGCGAAAAUCGACGAAGAGUAUCUGUCCCUGAUGGCGGAGCUGGGCGAAGGCCCGCCGCCCGAGCAGCAGCAUCAGCCGAACGGCGGCGGCAUGAACAUGAUGAAGAAAACGACGCCCAGCUUCAACAUGUUCGAGCAACAGAUGGCGCCGCGGCCGCUCAUGCCUCCCAUGAUGCCGCAGACCAACAUGACGGCGAUGAACAUGAACGGCAUGGCGCCGCCGCCGUGGAACGGCGCCCAAGCCAUGCCUUGGCAACCGGGACCGCCUGGGAUAAUGCCGCCGCCUCCUCCGCCAGGAGCGUCGAGCCCGCCACAAAUGAUGCCUUGGAUGACGCCCCAACAGCCGCCACCACCAGGUUCAGGCGGCAUGCCGACUGCGCCAUGGCAGGGCCCGCCUUUCGGUUGGCCGCCAAGCAAUUGUCCGCCUCCUCCGCCCCCAGGAAUCGACGUAAACUUGCUUACUGCGCCACCACCACCGCCACCCUCUUAGGAUUUACAAAACGUUUUAAUAAAUUUAGGCAAAUUGGUUAUUGGAACCUCUUAUUUAUAAUCACUAUAAAAGUUAGUUUAUAGAUUUUACUGAAUUAUUUGUCAUUAUGGUACUCAAUAAUUGUCUUUAAUAUUAUGUUAUAAUAAAUGUACUUGGUUUUAAGACAA
Molecule: messenger RNA, 2005 nt
Organism: Brassicogethes aeneus
Lineage: Eukaryota; Metazoa; Arthropoda; Insecta; Coleoptera; Nitidulidae
Source: the annotation of a GenBank genome assembly